AUGGCGAAAGGCAACAGGAGGUUGACCACCAGCCGCAGCGAGCGCCUGCUCGGAGCCUACGGCGGCGGAGGCUACAGCAACGGCCACCACGCCGAGCCGGAGCUCCGCGAGGAGGACGUGUGGUCCACGCUCCACGGCAGCGACGACGGUACCCGUUUCGAUCGGGAGAACGUUUCGCUGAGCGAGUGGAGUUCACGCGCCGGGAGCGAGAGUAACGGCGCGAGCACUUCCAUUUCGACCCGCCGGCGAGCCCCACGUACUACCGAAGGCGGCUUGUCGUUGGCUUUCGACGAUUCUUCCGAUUCACCCUCGUCUACAACGGCGGCGAGGAUCGUGCACCAAUUCCGCGGCCAAGAGAUGGCUGGGGCGGGGGAGUCGCCGCGGCGGCAGGUGGCAUCGUCGGCGCCGGUGAACGUUCCCGAUUGGAGCAAGAUCCUCCGGAUCGACUCGGUGGAAUCGCUGCACGAAAUGAGCAACGGCGGAGGAGGGUUCGGCUGGGGCGGCGAUCACGACGACGACGACUCCGACGGGAUGGUGCCGCCGCACGAGUACCUGGCGCGUGAGUACGCGCGGGGAAGGAAGAGCGGAGGCGCGUCGGUGUUCGAGGGGGUGGGCCGGACGCUGAAGGGGCGUGACCUAAGGCGCGUGAGGGAUGCGGUGUGGAGCCAAACCGGGUUUGAUGGCUGA
Molecule: messenger RNA, 687 nt
Organism: Linum tenue
Lineage: Eukaryota; Viridiplantae; Streptophyta; Magnoliopsida; Malpighiales; Linaceae
Source: the annotation of a GenBank genome assembly